CCCGCCCAUCAUCCGUCAAGGGCCAGCCAAUCAAACGUUGGCACCAGGCUCCACCGCUCAAUUGCAGUGCCACGUGAUGGGUAACCCUCUGCCCAGCAUCCAAUGGGAGAAGGACGGCCAAAGGAUACUGGGCGACGAGCGUGUCAGCCUGAUGGAGAAGGGAACGUUCCAGAUCACAAACCUGCAGGAAACGGACUCAGGGGCCUACACCUGCGUGGCUUCCAGCUCAAGCGGAGAGACGACAUGGAGCGGAGUACUCACAGUGAAAGAGAGUGGAGGUUCGUCUGUCCCCCAGGCAUCAGAACCUUUCCAGCUGCCAGGACCGCCCCAGAAGCCUGUGGUGACCGACGUGACCCGCAACAGUGUCACCCUCACCUGGCAGCCCAACGCCCACGAGGGAGGCGCCGCCGUCACCUCAUACAUCAUCGAGGCCUUCAGCCAAUCAGCAGGCAGUACGUGGCAAACGGUGGCUGACCUGGUCAAGUUGGAGAAACACACGGUCAGUGGUCUCUUCCCCAACACCAUCUACCUAUUCAUCGUCCGAGCGGUCAACGCUUAUGGCCUGAGUGACCCCAGCCCCAUCUCUGAGCCCGUCCGCACACAAGAUGUGAGUCCCACCGGUCAGGGAGUGGACCACAGGCAGGUCCAGAAAGAGCUGGGAGAGGUGGCCGUUCAGCUUCAGGAGCCUGUCACACUCACUGCCUCCAGUGUUCAAGUAUCAUGGAUGGUGGACCGUCAGUCCCAGUACAUCCAGGGCUACCGGAUUCUCUACCGGCCCAGGGGUGGCACCUGGCAGCUGCAGGAUGUCAAGGCCCCGUCGGAGCGCCUGGCCGUGGUCGCUGAUCUGCUCAAAGGCACUGAGUACGAGAUCAAGAUCCGGCCCUAUUUCGACGAGUUCCAGGGCAUGGACAGCCGGCUGCUUCUGGUCAGAACACCAGAGGAAGUCCCGAGUGCCCCUCCCAAAGCAGUCACCGUGGUUACAGUGAAGCUGAGCAACAGCUCCAGCAUUAGUGUCUCCUGGGAGCCUCCCCCCGCCGAUAUGCAGAAUGGAAUCAUCCAGGAGUACAAGGUGUGGUGUGUAGGCAACGACACCCAGACCCGCUACCACAUCAACACCACCGUAGGUGGCACCUUCCUCUCCACUGUGCUCAAGGGGCUGCUGCCAGGCAUUCUGUACCAGGUGGAGGUGGCAGCAGUGACCAGCGCCGGAGUGGGCACCCACAGCCAGCCUGUGUCCAUCCUCAUUAAGCUGCCAGCGGAGGCACCUUCGGUGCCCAGCGAGGACAGUGAUGAAGGCAGCGUGAGCCUGGCCGAGCAGAUCACUGACGUGGUGAAGCAGCCGGCGUUCAUCGCUGGGAUCGGCGGGGCCUGCUGGGUCAUCCUCAUGAGUUUCAGCGUGUGGAUCUACUGCCGCCGCAAGAAGAGGAAGGAGCUGAGUCACUAUACCGCAUCGUUCAACUACACGCCUGCAGUUGGCUUUCCACAUGGAGAGGCAUCUGGACUCAAUGGAAGGCCUGGCAUGCUGGGUGGCAACAUGGGCAAUUACCCGUGGCUGGCAGACUCAUGGCCCACCACCAACCUGGUCCAUAGUGGCAAAGAGGUCGUCAACUGCUGCACCUCCAAACAUGACACUGCAGAGAGAUACUACAAUGAAGCGGGCAUAUCCAACUACCUGAACCAGACAGAGAAGUACAGCACGGGCGAUUCCACCGAAGGCCCUAUCUACAGCACCAUCGACCCCACUGCCGAGGACCUCCGCAGCUUUAACAGCCCCUACUCCUCCACCACACCCUACGCCAGCACUCCCAUCAUGCCCUUCACCAACCAGGCACUCCAGGGGUCUCACAGCCCCACAGAGCAAGAUGGCGGCCACUGGAUCACCCAGCCCGCCGGACCCUCCUCCCAGUACGCCCAGCCCGACCGCUGCAGGACGGACAGCGGUAAACCCAAGCAGAAGUCCAUGGGCAAAGCGGUGAAGACCCCCUCUAUGAAUUGGACUGAAGUCCUGCCCGCGCCCCCCUCCUUUGGGGAGCUGGAGCAGUGUGUGGUGGAGGAUUUGCCCCUAGAUGACCAUGAGGACAUGGAGCUAGGGUCUGAUGAGGAAGAGUGGUGCCCGCCCCUUCCAGACAGGACCUAUCUGACCGAGGGUUGUGAGGAUGGUCCCGCCCCUCCCCUCAGGGGUGGCGCCUCGUCCCCCACCACUUCCUACAGUCACCAGUCCACUGCUACUCUCACGCCAUCGCCCCGAGAGGAGAGCCACCAUCCACCCCACGACACAGCACACCUUCACCACCAUGACGGGCAGCAGCUAGCACGUAGGUUACCUUGUGGUCCCGUCUCAGUGCCCCGGGCGCCCAGCCCUCCCCUCACCCAGUCCAACCCUAACCUCUCAGCCCAGCAGCACAGUGAGGACUCCGAGGGGGGCACACCGCUCCGCAAUGGCUCGAAUCAUCGCCGUGACUUCAGCGAGGGGGAAACGCUGAGUGCCGACAAUGUCAGCUCCACCACACCUGUAAGAGCUCUGCCAUCCCCAGCAGACAACACACAGACUCCCCCUGGCCAGAAGUCGCGAGUGAAAAAGAAGACCUCCAAGGGCGGAGCUUACAAAAGAGAGGUGCUGAAUCAAGGAGACCUCCCCCCUCCACCAGAGCCUCCACCAGAGAACGGAGCAGUUCGGGGCCCAGCAGGGACUGUAGAAUGUGGCAACACGUCCCUGGACAGAGAGGGGGGCCCCGAGACCUUGUCCUCCAUGGAGAGGAAAGAAGGAGAGCGGAGCACUCCCAACAGGAAGGGAUCGGGACAGCGACGCCAAGACGAUGAGGACCUGAUCUCAUAUGGCAAACCCAGCUACCUGGCGGGGCGGGGGGGUCAUAUGUCCAGCAACUGCUCCAUCACAGGAAGCUCCUCAUCGCGGGGCUCCACAGGGUCACGAGGGGGUCACUGCCCGGGCAGGAAACGCAACGAGGAGAGGAGGAAAUGAGAUAAGUGGAGACAGGAACAUUCUCACGUAGAAACAAAACACGUUCCUUUGAUGCCUCCCAUUUUCCCUUUUUUCCCAUCGACACAAACAGCUACAAAAUAAAGAAUAUGAUCACAUUCUAAGGAACAAUGCAAGAAGAACGGACUUUCAUCCCUUUUUUUUGCUAUUAUUAUGAUUAUUUAUGACUCUUGGGCUCAUCCCGCAUUCAUUUGUAAAUAGCCAUCUCUGUACUGUUUUUACGUGGGUUCUGGAUACAGGGAUAGAAAAAGUAUAUUGUAUUUAUAAUGAAAAAAAGGUCCAUUAUUAUAAACAGUUAAUGUCUUGAAUGUGCCAACCUCUUUUUGUAGAAAUGCAUACCGUUUCGAGAAGCAUAAAGGCUAUUGCACUUGUUGUGGCGGAGAAACAACAAAAAAUAUGGAGCACAAUGUGUGUUGUCAGGCAGCCGGCCGGACAGAUAAAACUGCAGGGGUUCGUCGUCCUCUCAGGACGCCUCUGCCUGUCUUCUCUGUCGUCUUUGGAUCCCUAUCGCCUGUCGUCCGAUGAGAAUGUUGUUCUUUUCUACGUUAGAUUUUUUUUUUACAGAGAGAGCUUGUUGUGAAAAGAUUGUAACCGUCACUUUUGAAGGAGUGUUGCUGCAAUUGUGUGAUGACUUGCGUAUUAUGUUAAAAAAAUACCUGUUCUGUCGACUAACUUUUUGGUAGUCUUGUUGUUUUGUAAAAAUACAA
This is a messenger RNA of Salvelinus namaycush (lake trout), 3705 nucleotides long. Its product is annotated as roundabout homolog 2-like. Gene Ontology annotation, molecular function: protein binding. NCBI's taxonomy places the organism in Eukaryota, Metazoa, Chordata, Actinopteri, Salmoniformes, Salmonidae. The transcript has 19 exons. The coding region runs from base 77 to 2980 and encodes 967 amino acids. The record is from RefSeq and is a predicted model, not a curated record.